GGAAGAAUAUUGGUCUUUGUAAUGGGAAAAUGAACGCUAUGUCUGGGGAAGAACUGGAAAGCAUCGAUGACUUGACGCUGUCUUCAAGAGUCAAAAAUGUUUCCAUCUUCUUCCGAACAAGCCCCAAACACAAAGUUAAAAUAAUAAAGGUACCCUUUAGACUAUAAAGUGCCAUAAUUUUUUCUCUUCCUUGCAAUGAUUCUGCUUCUUGGUGAUCUCCCCCUUAAGGUAUGAAUUAACUGCUGACUGUAAAAUUAAGAUUCUUCGUUUUUCUUGCAUCUCAUUCUGGGAAUAAUGAUCUAUUGCUUGCUAUGCUGACAAAUCAGGAGGAAGGGACCGACUUCUGCCGAGCUAUUCCGAUAGUGAAGAAAGAAAUAAUUCCAAAGUAGGAUGUACUUUUUUUUGUAUCACUGACUAAAUUUAAGACUGCAUCGUUCAGCAGUGACAAAACCAGACUGUUGCCCUUUAGUUCAGCAAAGGAAACUUCCAACUCUCUUCUGCUUCCUUAAGUAGCGAAUUAACAACAAACUGCAGGAAAAAAAAUAGACUGAACUUGUUAGUAAAAAUUCACUGUGGCCUUGAUCGAAUUAUGACUGUUUUCUUUGCCCGUUGGCUGCACCAAGGUGCAAGUAACUUUCAUUUGUUGUUGAUUUGAGACUUGUGAGUUAAAAACGAGCAGUUAAUUAGCUCAAAAAAAACUCCCAACAGCUAAUCCACAAUCACCUUGUUCCAGUUUAGGACAAUCAUGAAGGGACGAUCAGAUAAUCAUUUAAAUAGACCUGGAUAUAAACACCCAUUUGGCUAACGUGGGAUUAAAGCAUCAAUAUGAACAUGGUUUGAUUUGAGUCUAGCAAUUAUCUCUGCGCAAACAUUUAUCCGUGGGUUUAUGGGCAAAGUAAUCUCUGAUGAAGAGAUUUCAUUAGAUCACAAAUCUUAACUUUUUUUUAAUUGGAAGAAUUAAUGCUUACGGUGUCUAACAGCCCACUUAACAUCUGUGUAAGUUUCAGCAUCAAUAACCUAAGAUCCCUACUCUGAACGUUUAGCUCUUUUCUCGAUGUUGAAUGUCCUUGACUUAUGACCACUGUUUAACAACCGUUCAAACGUUACGACAGGACUGGAAAAAAAUGAUUUAUGACCGAUCUUCUCACUUACAACUAUUGGGAGUGUCCUGGGGUCAUAUGAUCACCCUGGGGCUCUUGCCAAACGAAAUCAAUUGGGGAGGGGGCCGUAGCCGGAUUCACUUCAUGACUUAAUGUGAUUCGUUUAAUGAGCACAGCAGGAAUAGCAAUAGCAAUAGCAAUAGCAGUUAGACUUAUAUACCGCUUCAUAGGGCUUCCAGCCC
This is a messenger RNA of Thamnophis sirtalis, 1342 nucleotides long. The record is from RefSeq and is a predicted model, not a curated record. Lineage: Eukaryota; Metazoa; Chordata; Lepidosauria; Squamata; Natricidae.